Molecule: messenger RNA, 1335 nt
Organism: Hippocampus comes (tiger tail seahorse)
Lineage: Eukaryota; Metazoa; Chordata; Actinopteri; Syngnathiformes; Syngnathidae
Gene: psma2a
Product: proteasome 20S subunit alpha 2a
Exons: 8
Coding region: 58-762 (234 amino acids)
Biological process (GO): ubiquitin-dependent protein catabolic process
Cellular component (GO): proteasome core complex; proteasome core complex, alpha-subunit complex
Source: RefSeq, a predicted model, not a curated record
UUGUCUAGGGGGCAGUGUUCUCAAUUUAAUAUUAGCCAAACUCAACAGAAAAAGAAAAUGGCGGAGCGUGGCUACAGUUUCUCUUUGACCACAUUUAGCCCUUCUGGUAAACUGGUGCAGAUUGAAUAUGCACUGGCUGCGGUAGCUGCUGGAGCCCCAUCAGUUGGCAUUAAAGCUUCCAAUGGGGUCGUCCUGGCAACAGAAAAGAAACAGAAAUCUAUUCUGUAUGAUGAACAGAGUGUUCACAAAGUAGAGGCCAUCACUAAGCACAUAGGCAUGGUGUAUAGCGGCAUGGGGCCUGACUACAGGGUUUUGGUCAGACGAGCCAGGAAGCUGGCACAACAGUACUUCCUUGUUUACCAAGAACCAAUCCCCACAGGCCAGCUUGUCCAGCGAGUGGCAUCUGUAAUGCAAGAGUACACACAGUCUGGGGGAGUGCGUCCAUUUGGGGUGUCAUUGUUGAUAGCUGGAUGGGAUGAAGACCAACCCUACUUGUUCCAGUCAGAUCCCUCAGGAGCAUAUUUUGCAUGGAAAGCCACCGCCAUGGGGAAAAACUACGUUAAUGGAAAAACAUUCCUUGAAAAAAGGUAUAACAAUGACCUGGAAUUGGAAGAUGCCAUCCACACAGCCAUCCUGACUUUGAAGGAGAGUUUUGAAGGUCAGAUGACUGAAGAGAACAUAGAGGUUGGCAUCUGCAACGAGGGCGGCUUCAAGAGACUCACCCCAGCAGAAGUGAAAGACUACCUGUCAGCCAUUGCAUGAGCACCCAGUGUAUCGUGAAGGGGCUCACUGGCUACAUGUCAACAUGUAGACAUGAUCGGGUAGUAGCCGGAAUAAAACAUAUUUCUUCUCUACAACGUGACCUUUUAUAUCAUUCCCAAGACAAUUGAUAGGAUGACUUAAACACGACCACCUGUGUGCAAGUACUAAAUUGGGACAGCUUCAAUGUCAUAGCAAAUUGUUUUAUUACACUAAUUGGCAUUUUUCUUUGGCACACCAUACAUGUAAAAUGUGGUAUAGUUGGCUACGACACACACCUACUAAUGUGGGCUUUGGGUGAAACCUCAAGUCUUCCACUGACAUCCCUAGACACAAUUGAGGAAAGUGGUUCGUGCAAAUCUUUUUUUUUGUCAGCACUUGAGUUCAUCUGAACACACGAGUAAGUCAACUGAAGUCAGCGUGAUCAGUGAGGUGCUUGAGAUGACCCCUCCUUAACAAUAAGUUUUCCUGUGCAGCAGUUCUAGAUAUUGUCCUCUUUUAUGACUAGAAAGGAUACAGUUUGUAUUGAUCAGUUACUCAUUGAAAUAAAAUACAUUUUGUGUGGGUGUGUUAAAA